GGAAAGUUGCGCCACAUACAUGGCAGUACCAGUCCAUCUCCCUAGUGUUGUCUCAAUGAUGGAGUCAAAUCCUUGGGAUUGUCGUCUGAGGGAGUGGUGCUAUGAGUUUCCGCGUUAGCGUCUGUUUUACUGGCACGCGAGCGCACCACAAUGCAAGCUCUGCUGCCAACAAACUUGCCCAUGAGGGUUCACAGGUCUAUUCCUACCACGACAUAAAGGCUCCAUGAUUACCCCUCAUUGUGGAGUUGCUCAAUUUUCGGCCGUCUGACUCGUUGCAGAGCCAGACAUUAAUAUCCAUGAUAUUUCUACACUAUGUGCAUCCGUCUUUCGCUUGAACUACGUUGCCGGCUGUCGUAUCAUUUUGACAAUCCGCCCACUCGACCAUGUCUCGCUGAUGUCGUGGUGGCUAAGUACACACUAAUGCCAUUUCUCCAUCCCCCCAUCAACGGCUCCUGCAUGCUGCCCAUGCCAGUGUCACCUACUACCGUUUACUUUGAGAUUCACCAACGGGACGCCUGCUCUCAUCACAGGUUGAAUCGAACAGUUCAGCAAACAGAACACAUUUCCUGCAACCAUCCAGGCGUUUGCAUGUUCUAAAUCCCCUGUAUAGACUUAUCCCGUGCUCAGUAACAAGCGUUGCAUGCCGUUCGCCUGUUUCACUCCGACCCUUGCACCCAAGUGAGACCCAUCACUGGAUUGUCCUCAAAAUGCGAUUCGUGUCAACCAGCAAAGUGUUUAGCUCCUUUGGGAUUUCAAAGAUUGGCAUGUGCAAGCCACAUAUUCAGACAACCGUACACUUCGCGCUGAACUGAACCACAAGCACGCGUUUGUUUUAUUCUGGGUGAUUCUCUUCGUCAUCCCGCCGCCUUAGGCAGAACCCCAGCCUCUACCGCCGCUUCAUGACCAUUGACUGCGCGGCAGUUGAGGUUGUCCAGUGUAUCACUAUACGUAGGGAAUCGUCAAUUACACUGUAAGGGAGUUCGCUGGCUGAUCCUCUGGUUCAGUACUGUCUAGAUGUAUUUCAGGGUACACUAUUCUGGAUUCUGGGAGCGCCAAGGGUGGG
Messenger RNA from Cantharellus anzutake, 1063 nucleotides. RefSeq lists its product as uncharacterized. The coding region runs from base 313 to 597 and encodes 94 amino acids. NCBI's taxonomy places the organism in Eukaryota, Fungi, Basidiomycota, Agaricomycetes, Cantharellales, Hydnaceae. The transcript is spliced from 2 exons. The record is from RefSeq and is a predicted model, not a curated record.